CGCGCACGCGCCGGGCCCGACAUGGCUGCGCCGCACUACUGGAUGCGCGCCCUCGCAGCAGCCUGGGGCCGCAGGCGCUGCGUCCGCUCCCUGCGGGGCGGGGGUGACCAGACCACCGCCCGAGCUCUCCUCUUUCCUUUAGUAUCCCGGCACAAACGGCGCGCGCGCACGGGAUUCAGGCGCAGCGCGCUUCGUGCCAUGGCGGACUACGUACUGUGGUUGGUAGCUGCUUUGGCACUUGUAUCAGGAGUAAAAUCGCAAGAAGAUGGCUGGAGAGGCCCCCAGAGUUGGUCUGCUAAUGAUUGGGACUCAGGGGACUAUCAAGAACAAGACUUGGAAAAUAGAAUACCGGACACGUAUGGUCUUUCGGGAAGGAUAGACGUGCCAUCGCCGCCGCCGCAGCCGUCGCCACCACCGCCCCGACAGGCCUCAGGGCUUAAUUUCGCAGUGUAUGAUCCGGUUACAAGGCAACGCACCACUGCAGUGGAUCGCAAUUGCACGGCCCCCGGUUGCUGUGUGCCAAAAUGUUUCGCUGAAAAGGGCAACAGAGGUUUCCCAGGCCAGCCGGGUCCAGCAGGUAUCAGAGGCCUUCCUGGUCAUGAGGGUGCAGAGGGUCCUCAGGGGCCUAAAGGUCAAAAGGGUCAGAUGGGGCCACAAGGGCCACGUGGACCCAGAGGUGACAGAGGAAAGCCUGGCGCUCAAGGAUUUACUGGUAUAAUUGGCCAACCAGGUCCUCAAGGUGAACCUGGUAUUCCUGGAAUUCCUGGUAGAGAUGGUUGUAAUGGAACAGAUGGUGUGCCCGGCGAAGUUGGCCCAAAGGGAUAUCAAGGUCCUAGGGGUUAUCCUGGGCCAAGGGGUGACAAAGGUGAUAAAGGUGAAGCAGCUCAUAUGGGUCGUUAUCCAAAAGGUCAAAAAGGUGAACCUGGAACAGAAGGCAUGCAGGGUAGACAAGGCCCAAUGGGACCAUCUGGACCUCCAGGCUUACAGGGUCCUAAAGGAGCCGUAGGGCCAAUGGGUUUUACUGGAGGGAAAGGAGACAAAGGUGCUAAAGGAUCUAAGGGGGAGUCUAUUCGAGGUGAUAAAGGAGAACGCGGUGAUAGGGGUGAUCGGGGUGCAGGUUGUACUUCACCUACUUUACCUGUGGAAAAAGAUAAAGGAAUCGCAGUCAAAGGUACCAAAGGAGAUAUGGGGGAUAAAGGUGACAAAGGAGAACCAGGUCGCAUGGGUGAAAAAGGAGAUACUGGAGCGAUGGGAGAACCGGGUUUAUCGGGCAAUAUCGGGCCUAAAGGAGAAAAGGGUACAAGAGGAAACCCCGGCGAACGGGGUCGAGAUGGAAUGUAUGGAGCACCAGGCCCAAGGGGUGAAAAAGGUGAUAGAGGAGAGGAUGGGAUGCCUGGAUUGCCAGGAUUACAUGGAAGUAAAGGUGAACCAGGAAGAGAUGGGAAACCCGGACCAAGGGGAUUGAAAGGUGUACCUGGUCCUGCUGGAGGUCUGUCGGGAUCGCGGGGACCACCUGGCCCACAGGGACCACGCGGUUAUACCGGUCCACCAGGACCAAAAGGGACUGACGGCAGACCAGGCGAAAGAGGCGAAGCGGGACCCAUGGGACCACCUGGAAGUCAGGGUGAACCUGGUAAUCCAGGUAUUGAAGGGCCAGCUGGGCAAAAAGGUGAAAAGGGAGAAGCCGGUCUUAAUGGUGCACGUGGUGAAACUGGACCUAGAGGCUAUGUUGGUGCCGUGGGCCCACAAGGCCCAAGAGGACCCAAAGGACAGGAUGGACUAUCGAUCCCUGGCGAGAAAGGUGACAGUGGUGUGCCCGGUUAUCCUGGCGAAAAAGGACAAAAGGGGGAGAAAGGUUACACUGGUCUCAGAGGAGUUCCCGGUAACUCUAGUCUGGGAACACCCGGUGCCCCAGGAGAAAUGGGUCCACCCGGCGAUAAGGGUGAACCAGGUAGACCUGGUAUCAAUGGCAUGCCUGGAAAUCCUGGACAAAAAGGAGAUAUCGGUGGAAAAUGUAAUGAAUGUUGGCCGGGAGAAUCUGGCAAAAAAGGUGAUCGAGGUUCUGAUGGGGCACAAGGCGAACGUGGAGAAAGAGGGCCUCAAGGUCCAAUAGGUCUUCCUGGAGAACGAGGAUCAGAUGGAUUGAACGGUUUACCUGGAUCACCUGGUGCACCAGGUGAUCGUGGUGACGACGGACCCAUAGGAUCCCCGGGAGACAAAGGAGAUAGUGCUAUAAUACCAUAUGAUCUAAUUAAAGGUCCAAAGGGGGAAAAGGGAAAUCCUGGUCCUAAAGGUUCACGUGGUCCUCAAGGUGAAAGAGGAAGGGAUGGCCCUAUGGGACGUCCUGGACCUGUGGGAAUGCCUGGACAAAAAGGAGAAAAAGGCGUAAUGGGUCCUCCUGGGAUUGAGGGUAUACCAGGACAGUCUGGCAGAGAUGGGAGACCUGGAGAUAAAGGAAUAUCUAUUAAAGGAGAAAAAGGUACACCAGGGGAUUAUGGAGCGAAAGGAGACAAGGGUACUCCAGGAUUGAAGGGCGUAAAAGGACAACCAGGGCAAUGUGCUGCUAGUUUGACGGAACAAACAAGGGGUGACAGAGGUGAACAAGGAGAACAAGGACCUCAAGGAUUGCCAGGUGAUGUUGGUGAAAAAGGUGACAAGGGUUAUCCAGGAAAAACCGGAGACAAAGGAGAAAGAGGCAUAAUUGGUCAACCAGGGCCAGUUGGACCUCGUGGACUUCCUGGAGUUAGAGGAGAAAAAGGAGAUAUUGGACCGAUUGGUUCUCCGGGAACUCCAGGAUCAACUGGCGCAAGAGGCUUCCCAGGGGUUACAGGGCUUAAAGGCGAUAAAGGAGAAGUUGGACCAUCUAUAGUUGGACCAAAAGGUUCUCCAGGUGAACCUGGUCGUCAGGGCGAGCCAGGUUUUAGAGGAGAACCGGGUAUGCCUGGUGAAGAUGGACCACCAGGUGCUAUAGGUUUGCGUGGAGAAAAAGGAGACGAAGGCCAAAUGGGGCGACCAGGAUUCUCUGGCCCACCUGGAAGUAAAGGAGAACCAGGGCCGGUUGGUCCUCCUGGUGUCCCAGGUAUCCCCGGAGCAUCAGGAAGGGAUGGCUCUAAAGGUCAGCAAGGUUUUCCGGGAGCACCUGGUAAACCUGGACUUAUCGGAUUACCCGGUAAUAAAGGAGAACCUGGAUUACAGGGACCAGAGGGACCUAAAGGUUUCCCCGGCGCACGAGGACGCCCUGGGUUACCAGGUACACCAGGAAUAAACGGUGAGCCGGGACGAAAAGGAGAUAAAGGCGAUAUAGGAUAUAAUGGCAAUCCAGGGGCACCUGGCGCACCAGGUCCAAAAGGCCUUGAUGGUGCACCUGGAAUGAGAGGGGAUCAAGGAUUUCCUGGACGACCAGGUCUACCAGGCCGACCUGGUUUACAAGGACUAAAAGGUGACAUGGGUCUUCCUGGGAUGAUAGGACCUAAAGGUGAGCCAGGACUUGCUUCUGAUAAAGGACAGAAAGGAGAAUUAGGUGAACGUGGUAUCGAAGGGCUACCUGGUUUACCUGGUUUAAACGGUGAUAAAGGUGACAAAGGGAAUGCAGGUAUUCCUGGAAUAGGUUUACCAGGCUUACCUGGAGAAAAGGGAGAUCUUGGUAUGCCAGGAUUGAAUGGAAAUCCUGGUCUUCCAGGGUUGAAAGGUAAUCAGGGACGUCCGGGGAUACAAGGACUUAAAGGUAACACAGGACUGCCUGGCGAAGCAGGACGUCCUGGAAUACCUGGCUUAGAGGGCACGCCUGGAUCACCUGGCGAAAUGGGUUCACCAGGUCUAGAAGGCCAAAAAGGAGACAAAGGUGAAAUGGGUUUUCCUGGUAGAAAUGGUCUCAAUGGAUUAAAAGGAGAGCAGGGUCCAAUAGGUCCAUCGGGUCCCAUCGGACCUAAGGGCUACACUGGGCCUAAAGGAGAACGCGGUUCUCCGGGUUUGUCUGUGGACAUAAAAGGAGAUAAAGGAGAUAUGGGUAUACAAGGUAUAGCUGGAGCUAAAGGAGACAAAGGAGAAAAAGGUUUUAUUGGCCUUCAAGGACCGGAAGGAGAUAAGGGUGAUCAAGGUUUCCCGGGUCCACAGGGACUUCAAGGUGUAAUUGGAAUGAUAGGAGAAAAAGGUGAUAUGGGACCUAUGGGUCCAAUGGGUCAACCUGGAAGAAAAGGUUUCUGUGAAAAGGGUGUACUUGGGACACCUGGAAAACAUGGGCGACCGGGUAUGCCUGGAGCGCCUGGUGAGAAGGGAGACCAAGGUUUGCCAGGUCUUCCUGGACAAACAGGUGCACCAGGGUUGCCUGGCCCGGUAGGACAAAAAGGUCAAAAGGGUGAACUAGGCCGAGAAGGAAUUGCGGGAGUCCCAGGAGAAAGGGGACAGACUGGUGAAAGAGGAUUCCCUGGCGAGAGAGGUUCUAAAGGAGAUAAAGGCAACAAAGGAGCAACAGGAUUUGGUUUCCCAGGACAAAAAGGAGAACCAGGACCGAUUGGACAACCGGGAAUCGACGGACAAAAAGGUGAUAAGGGUGAUCGUGGAUUAAAUGGCAUUCCAGGAAACCCUGGACUACAGGGUCAGAAAGGUGAGACAGGAGCUCGAGGAUUACCAGGUAGAAUGGGUCUACAAGGAGAUAUAGGUUUUAAAGGAGAUAAAGGUGAACCUGCAGUUGUUGUUCAGGGACCAAAGGGAGAUAUGGGCCCACGAGGAAUGCCUGGAUUGAAUGGUCCACCAGGACGAGACGGUCCACCUGGCCCACAAGGCUUCCAAGGAAACUCAGGAAUGAAGGGAGACCGAGGCCCUAUGGGACUACCAGGCCCACAAGGACCAAUGGGAAUGCAAGGAAUCCAAGGUUUCCAAGGUGAAAGGGGUGAGAUAGGUAUGACUGGUCAAAUUGGUGCUAAGGGAGAUGCAGGAGCCCCUUGUGCAAGGACCGAUUAUUUAACAGGGAUAUUAUUGGUCCGACAUAGUCAAAGAGAUUUAGUGCCUCAGUGUGAUUCUGGACACGUGAAAUUAUGGGAUGGAUAUUCCCUGCUUUAUAUAGAUGGAAAUGAGAAAUCACAUAAUCAAGAUCUUGGAUAUGCAGGUUCAUGCGUUAGAAAAUUCAGUACAAUGCCAUUCCUGUUCUGCGAUCUUAAUGAUGUUUGCCACUACUCAAGUCGUAACGAUCGAAGUUACUGGUUGUCUACUGGGGAACCCAUACCCAUGACACCGGUAUCAGGAAACGACAUUGCGAAAUAUAUAUCAAGAUGCGUUGUGUGUGAAGUACCAUCAAAUGUUAUUGCGGUUCACAGUCAGACAUUAGACAUUCCUACUUGUCCGAGCGGUUGGAACGAAUUAUGGAUAGGAUACAGCUUCGUUAUGCAUACUGGAGCAGGUGGCCAAGGAGGAGGACAAGCUCUAGCCAGCCCCGGAUCUUGCUUAGAAGAUUUCCGUGCUAUACCUUUUAUAGAAUGUAACGGAGAAGGCGGCACUUGUCACCACUUUGCCGAUAAACUCAGCUUCUGGCUUACUACCGUUGAGGAUAGCCAGCAGUUUGCUAUGCCGGACAGACAAACAAUUAAAGCAGGGCAUCUAAAAGAACGUGUGUCUCGUUGCACAGUGUGUAUCAAGAAUACUUCUUAGCAAUAUAGAAUUUAAAAUUGGUAUGCAAAUGAUAAUAAUGUGACUGGUUCAUAAUGCGACAUUGCAUAAAUUUAAGUUCAGAGGUCAGAUAUAGUAGAUAGUACAUAAUAUAUAAGAGUGCAUUAGAACGAUCCAAUUAUGUUAUUGGUAGUAACUAAUUUAUCGCUACUUAUCAAACAAAAAAAUGUUGAGUUCCUUAAUAGCAAUGAAUACGCCAAAGCAAUUUAAGAUUAGAACAAAAAAAUGUAUAAUAAACUUCAGAUUACAAGUGUAUUUAUAAAGUAAUUUAAUGAAUCCAGGAUAGUAACGCAUUCAUUAGGCUAUUGUAUUAUUUCAAAUUGUUUAACUUUUCACAAUAAGUAAUCACUAGUCACAUAAUAAAACUCUCAUUUAUUCACAUACUUACAUAUUUUAUAUUUGCAUUUGUGAUAAUGUAGAUUUGCUAAUUGUAUAUACGAGUAUCUAUUUCUAUUAUUACUGUUACAACAAAGUUUUAAAAUACAUAUUCUUAUUUUUCUACAACCCAAAAUUUUAAGCAAAUACAUAAUUUCUUCUUGUAAAAGCCGAGUAAAAUGCGGUCGGAUGUUUAACGGAAAUGUUUAUGUAAGCACUGCCAUUGUAGAUAGAUUAACGCUUAGCAUGCUAAAGAAAUUUUACUUAAUAAAAGAACUUUAAAAGUGUA
Messenger RNA from Manduca sexta (tobacco hornworm), 6325 nucleotides. RefSeq names its product collagen alpha-1(IV) chain (gene Col4a1). The transcript is spliced from 12 exons. The record is from RefSeq and is a predicted model, not a curated record. Gene Ontology annotation, molecular function: extracellular matrix structural constituent. The coding region runs from base 22 to 5643 and encodes 1873 amino acids. Lineage: Eukaryota; Metazoa; Arthropoda; Insecta; Lepidoptera; Sphingidae. Gene Ontology annotation, cellular component: collagen trimer.